AUGGCCGACGCAGACGAAGAUGUCUCGCUUUUAGGCGUGCAGGAAGGCGUGGAGCACGACCCUGCCGAGGAAACGCAGGACUUCCGCUUCCUUGACAAGCUAAUAGGAGGCCACGACGUAGCGCAUCUAUCCCUACCCAAGCGCGGGGAGAAAGACUUUGAAUCGCACGCGACGAACCUACAGCUCGACACCCUCGAAGCCUCGCGGCAGGCCAUGUACGGCGUCUUGUCCUGGCAGCGAACGCACACGCAGAAGAACCACAUCUUAGCGCAAUACCACCCAGAGACAAACACGGUCUGUGUCGAAAAAGUUAAGUCGCAGCACUUCCAGACCAUCGGACGCUCGAAAGGCGGAAAGGAAUGGCUGCUGCCAGAAGAGGCGCUCUUCAUGAUUGAGAGGGGAAGCUUAGAUUGCAGGUGGCCUGUCGAGGAGCAAGAGGGCGUACCACAGAGCCACAGGACAGAAGAGGGCGCACCAAUGAGCCUACAAGCAGCUUAUGCUGCCUUCAUUGGGUACGAAGAAGGCGUCGGUGGGAAGUUGACGCUGGACAUGUACAACGUAUACGCAGGACUCAAGAGAUCCGGCUACGUCGUAUUCCGCACAGGCACAUGGAACGACGAUCGUGGAGACUUGUUGGUCCAAGACGCGAAUGCGCAAAGCGACGGGAUGCCGGGACCGAGCAUUCUCACACGCUUCUUCUCGGACAUCUGGCGACGCAUAAGCCAGCCGUCGAACACAGUUACUCCCGAAAGCCUCUCCUUCGGCCCACUCAUCAAGCCAGGGCUUUACCGAAGCUACAGCGACGUGUAUCGCCUCCUGAACAUUAUUCCAUCCCACGACCGCAAAGCGCCGUCGUCGUUUAUCCUACCGCCGGCCGCCGACAACCCCUUCCGUGUACACUUCGACGUCUACAGGACUACGUCCGGCUUCCGCAAGACUGCACGCGGCGCUCCCGACUUCCGAAUUUGUGUCAUCAAUGCGCGCGAAACCCCCAUCCCGACAAGCGCACAACUGAACGACCUCUUCGCACAGGUGCCCGAAGACAGGCCCAAGGUUGGCGCACAGCAUUACCAGAAGCUGAAGCACGGGUGCAGAAACGUGCUUCUGGCCGUCGUCGACAACGGAGUGCCUAGCUACAUCCGAGUUGCUGAUACGCCCUUUGACGAGGUCAAGAUUUAUGAACGAUCAGGAGUAGGGCCCAGAGGCAAAGGUGGGCGAGGAAGGGGCGGCGGGCGAGGACGGGGCAGGGGAAGAGGAAGAGGGAGAUGA
Molecule: messenger RNA, 1269 nt
Organism: Ascochyta rabiei
Lineage: Eukaryota; Fungi; Ascomycota; Dothideomycetes; Pleosporales; Didymellaceae
Product: tRNA-splicing endonuclease subunit sen54
Exons: 2
Coding region: 1-1269 (422 amino acids)
Biological process (GO): tRNA-type intron splice site recognition and cleavage
Cellular component (GO): tRNA-intron endonuclease complex
Source: RefSeq, a predicted model, not a curated record